UGUGUGUGUGUGUGUUUGUGUGUAUGUGUGUGCUUGUAUGUCUCUGUUUGCGCCCGACUAGCGUACGACCAUUUAAUUGCGUACGGCACUCCAAGCACAGAAGAGGUUGCGCCCAACAACCACCCAGAGACGCUUCCCGCAAUCCAGCCCAGUACUCGCCGUCUUGUGUGUAUGUGUGUGUGCCUUAGCUUUCGGUACGAGUGUGUAUGUGUGCGUGUCCAUCUUCAUCCGCUCGGCGCAACAACGCAAUCGACAGCAGGGAAAAAGCAACAACAAAAACGAUAAACCCUCAGCGGUUUUUUGAGAAAGUUUUGCUUGCUUUUUUGUACGAGACACCCGAACGAGCAGCGUUGGUUACAAACUCUUGGUCGUCGUCGUCCCUCCCUUUCCCCAGUGAGCACACUCGCCAGAAUCAUCCAAAGGGGAGUGCUGCAGAUCGUGCGUGCGUGCGCCUGUGUGUGUUUGUGUGUGUGUGUGUGCAAGAGUGCCUGUACAAAAUAAAACAACAACCAAUCAACACCCCCUAGCUGCUACGCGAUGUCGGACGAAGGCCAAGAUAAUGGAGCCAGCCGGAAUGGUUCGGUGCCCGAAAUAGAGCUGAUAAUUAAGGCAUCAACCAUCGAUGGCAGAAGAAAGGGAGCAUGUCUAUUUUGUCAAGAGUACUUCAUGGAUCUGUAUCUGCUGGCAGAGCUAAAGACGAUCAGCUUGAAGGUGACGACAGUGUGCAUGCAGAAACCUCCGCCAGAUUUUCGCACCAACUUUGAGGCCACACAUCCGCCUAUUCUCAUAGACAAUGGGCUUGCCAUACUGGAGAACGAGAAGAUCGAGCGGCACAUCAUGAAAUCGGUGCCCGGUGGAUACAAUCUUUUCGUGCAGGACAAAGAGGUGGCCACGCUGAUAGAAAAUCUGUACUCGAAGCUAAAGCUGAUGCUGGUGAAAAAGGACGAGAACAAGAACAACGCACUGCUGGUGCAUCUGCAAAAGAUCAACGAUCAUCUGGCGGCCCGCGGCACCCGUUUCCUCACCGGCGACACGAUGUGCUGCUUCGACUGUGAGCUGAUGCCGCGCCUGCAGCACAUCAGAGUGGCCGGCAAAUACUUCGUCGACUUCGAUAUACCAAAACAUUUAACGGCGUUGUGGCGGUACAUGUACCAUAUGUAUCAGCUAGACGCGUUCACGCAGUCCUGUCCAGCCGAUCAGGAUAUCAUCAACCAUUACAAACUGCAGCAGGCAAAAGGUGACAUUAAGAUGCUGAAAAUGAAAAAGCACGAAGAGCUGGAGACGCCAACCUUCACCACAUCGAUUCCCGUUGAUUUGAAUGAGCAGUAAUUGCGCCACGAUUUAGGUUGGAGCGCGCUACACACGGCGGUGAAAAAACAGCAACAGUGAAAACGAAAAAAAAAAUCCAUGCAACAAUAUAAAAAACAAAACACCACACAAAAUUGAAACAGUAGAGAAGAGGAUAGGCAUUACGAAUAGUUUUAGACGAAUGAUUCCAAAGUCUACUAUCUACCAGCAAGAUGCACUGGUUUGGGCAUCGAUUUUGAAUCACGUCCAGCGGGAGAGGAACACAAUCAACACACACUGAACCACCACAACUUCUUUCCGCUUCGAUUACGCUAAUUGUUUUUGUCCUUCUUGAGUGAUCUUAUCACUUAAAGUCGCUUUUUAGAAGGAUUUUUUUUUGUUUCGAUGUAUCGUGUACAGCUUGUGAAACUUGUACUUGUUCGAGGUGGGACCAGGCGGGUCCGGCUUAUCUAUUUUCUACAUUCGUAAUAAAAUCAUCUGCCUUGCAAACAAUAUAGAACUUCCAGUGUAAGCUAGAACUUCCAUGGGAUCAUGCGUGAAAAGGGAAUCAAGCAUGAAUUUUAGUCCGUUUUACAAAUGUACUUCACGCGUGCAAAAUAUAAUAGGUAGCAAUCAAAAUGUUCGAUGUGUGGGGCGGUUGUGUGUGGGCUGGUUUUUUUUUGUUUUAAGCUGCACACAACUUAACGUGUGGCAUAUCCAGCCAAGUACCAGCAGUAAACACAACCCACCCACCACACCGCACCGUGCAGCGAUGAAUUAUACUAUGCAACAUGUAUGCGAUAUCAAAAUUAGACUAGAAAAAGGACCCCGAAGCAAAAGAAAGCAAACAGCAACUUGAUGGAAACUGAGGAAAAAAAUGCCAACAACGAAACGACCAGUUUUUUUUCUACAUUUGCAUGUAAGCAAAACAAAACAAAUCAAACAAAACAGGAGGAGAGGAGAGAGCAAUCAAAGCAGCAAGUAAGCAUGAACUUCACAGGUGAUAGUUGUAAAAGGGGGUUGAAUUUUGAAUUAAUAUAUGUAGGCUUUUACACCACUAUUUAGGGUUUUUGCAUGUUAAGUUUUACUUACCGAUCCCACUUUGUCGAAGGCAUUUCAGUUGUCCUUCACACUCCUAUCUGCUGCCUUAUAAUUUUUUUUUUAUAUCGAUAAGCAUAAAAUAAAGACAACCGACAUGAGUCCCAAAUGAUGCGAAAAAAGAUGGAGAGAUAGAGAGCGGGUGUGGAAGAACAAAGGGCUGGUGUAAGCAGUAGGUGUUAGUAUUCUGGCUAAAGCAAUAGGAAGAAUAUUUGCCACGGUUUGUUUUUUUUUUAUUGUGAGAAAAGAAUGCCCCCGCGUGAUGAAGUAUCGGUGAGCGGUUGUACGGAAACAUGUGCGCCAGGUGACUAGACAGCUGUUUUUCUUCAUUUUAACGAUACGUUUAUCUCCCCCCCCCCUCUCCUCGCUUUUGAUUAUUGGCACUUCAAAAUAUCUUAAAGAAAUAAAAGAAUGAACAUAUACAAUGUGAA
Anopheles merus is the source of this 2816-nucleotide messenger RNA. It is a transcript of the gene Clic, whose product is annotated as chloride intracellular channel exc-4. Gene Ontology annotation, cellular component: cytoplasm; apical plasma membrane. Bases 538 to 1329 code for a protein of 263 amino acids. The record is from RefSeq and is a predicted model, not a curated record. The transcript has 8 exons. Gene Ontology annotation, biological process: chloride transport. Lineage: Eukaryota; Metazoa; Arthropoda; Insecta; Diptera; Culicidae. Gene Ontology annotation, molecular function: chloride channel activity.